AUGGGUGUCAGAAUUCUGUUCCUGGCUGCUGUGGUUCUAAUAUUGUUUCUGCGGAACUCAUCCUCACAAAGCUGUCAUGACCACAACGAUUUUGAGAAGCAGAUGUCGAAAGAGGGGUACUCAAGGUGUCCAUGGGUAAACCAUAUGUAUAUCAAGGGAUUCAAGAAGAAAAGCUCACCCAAUGAUCUGAGAGGUUUCAAGGCAGCAAAAUGCUGUCUGCCCCCUUCAGUUUAUCUAUGGAAGCCUAAUAUUUGUACAUCCGCUGACUGGGAUUUGAGUUUUAGAAAGUGGGUUCCUUUUACUUACAAUAUAGCCAAAGUUAGCCCAAGCUCACUAGGAGAGCCCAGAACAACAGCUAAUUAAUUAUUCAUACGGCAAAAAUUUAAGACGUUGUAUGAAAAUUACCCUAUUUCUCCAUAAUUGAGCGAAAACGUGCAUUAUGUUUACUUGUGUGUUGACCGCGUUUCAGGCCUCUUAGGAUGCCAAGAACCUGAGAACAACACUACCCUACUAAGCUAAUAAAUUAUUCACACAGCGAGAAAAUUAUAAGACGUUGUAUGAGAAAAAUUAUUUGCUCACCAAAUUAACAUGUGCAUUAAUACGAUAUCUCUUCAAAGCUUACCUUUAGGGUUUUCUUGAUUUUCAUUGCGUUCUGACUGCAUUUUAGACCUUCUAGGCACUGUUUAAUGCUUUUUUUUGAGAGACAGUUUUCCACCCAGAUGACAGCAGAGAGAAAAGAAGACUUGACCGGCUCCGCUCUCGGCGGCGAUAAACUGCAUGACAUUAGGGACUUUAAGAUAGUUCACUACGGUCGCCUGUGACGGUUGGCUAGAUGUCAUGUCACGCACAAAAAGGAGGACAUUUUACUGUCGUCCUUCUGGGACGGUAUGUUUUCGCGGGGAUUCUCGUCGUGAAGACAACGGUGAAACCUGUAAGAGUUCAUGCAUACUUAUUGUCACUUGUCUUCAAAAACUGAGUACCCAGUGGGUUAAAUAUGCGUUGGGUUGUGUUUAUAUUGAUUUACCGAUCGGUGAAAUGAAAAAAAUAAACAAAUAAAAAAUAGCGAAAACGUCUGAGUUCAAUUAUGAGGAAUAACUCGUCGCCUGACGACUACUUGUUUUCUACUUAGCGUCAUCCGCCAUGGCAGAGGAAAAAUUGCCGGAAAGAAAGGUGAGAGUGAUGAUUGUAGCCGUCUUUUUUAACGUAAAACUGUAUUUAUAUCACGAAAAGAUUUCUUUAACUCAAAAGGUGUUAGCUCAGGAGAGGAAAGUUCAAAUAAAAACAUCGAUUAGCUUAGAAAACUAGCUAGCUGUAAUUUCUACCCUUACUCUUCUUUCGCCAUUCUUCGUAUAAAAUAAGAAACUCUUUUUCAGUAAUUUAGCCUUCUGCGAAAGAAAUUACAAGGGAGUUUCGCACUUCAUCAAAUGAAACCAUCAUAUACUUCACCGUCCUCUGUUUUGUUUUCCGAAUCUUAAAUUGUAAAUUUCGCGUCUUUUUACCGUCAUGGCCCCAGCCGCCCUUAUACGCAUCCAACCGUCCUAGCCUACCGUAGUGAACUAUCUUAAAUUCCAUCUUGGCAUCCUAAGAGGCCUGAAACGCAGUCAACACACAAAUAAACAUAAGAAAAAUACAAAUGCAAGCUUAAAAGGAAAAUUUAAUGCACGUUUUCUCUCAACUAUGGAGAAAUAGGGUAAUUCUCAUACAACGUCUGACAAUUGUUUCCGUAUGAAUAAUUAAUUAGCUGUUGUUGAGGGCUAGUCUCUCAUAGCAAGCUUGGGUUACCUGUGAUAUAGCUAGUCCACGUUCAUACUUUCAUCCUGCUCAUUAUUUAGCCAUGUAAGAUUUUUUAAGGGAAAGGAUUUGGAGUAAUAACAUCUUCUGUUUUGUCUUUUAACGGCUUGCAAAUAAUUCUUUUGACUAAAUUUAGUUUUAUCGUUGUUAAGUUUAGUUUCUUAACGUUAUAACUAUAUAAGGAGUAUCGUUAGUCUUAUUGUCAAAAUACAUGUAUGAGUACCAAAGUAUACCAGAAAUUGAGGAAAACUUUAUCAAUCAAUCAAUCAAUCAAUCAAUCAAUCAAGAGUGGCAGUUCUGCUAGUGUCUCCGAAAGAAAAAUAAUAAAUAAAACAAAAUAAAAAUAGAAAUAGUACAAUUAAAAUAAAUUUUAUAUAAACACAGGAGCUGAUUACUUGCUCCUGAUAAACAUCAAUUACACACACAUGAUAUAUACAACUAUGUUUCUAAAGUUAAUUGCAAAUAGGCUUAUCGGCCGUUUUCGGUCGUCUUUGAAAUAGCACAUACUUUUGUAAGUUAAGAAAGAUUGAAAUCACCGCCAAAGUGUGGCACAUUUCUUGAUUACACCAUUUUAGUGUUUUCAUACACUGAAUUGGUGUAUCUUUUAAGAAACACUCGGCAAGUGUUAUGAUAACACUAAUUCAGUGUUAAUGUAUAUCACCCUUGGUGUUAAUUUACAACCUCGAAUUUGCUGUGCAGGGGCCACUUUCACGAAAAUCUCUGUAACUUUUUGCGCUCAAAGUCAAAUAUUCAAAUCGGAAUCGAAAGAAUAAACGCACAUUUUGUUUUGUUAACUGACAGUUUAAUCAUACUAUCUUCAUACUAUCCAUUGGAUAAAUCUCUAUUCACUGGAUAACGCAAUUGGUUUUCCUAAUUUAUCCACUGGAUAGUGAUUUAUCGGGUUGACAGCGCUAUCCAUCUUUUGAACAACGGAGGCCAGGGUUUCGAGAUACAGGCCCUAGGCGAGAAUUACGUCAUGUGUAGAUUUAAUUGUUAUUAUUUUUUCUAGGGAAGGAUGGGCUACCUGUCCAUCCGGGCAUUUCCUCCUUGGAUUCCACCGGGGUGGGAGUAACCAAUUGAGGAGUAUUCAGUGGGCCACUUGCUGUAAGCCAGGCGUUCAUCCACACCGCUACAAAGAAUGCUAUGAUCAGAAUGUUGGAAGCGGAGACACCUGGGAAUGCAACAGAAGUUAUUACUAUGUUGUCGGUAUUCACCGAGGCGCAUCCGAGAGUCUGUCUAGUAUCAAUAAACUGAGAUGCUGCAGCAUGUAUAACCGUAUGUAUUACGUGGAAUCUAAUAGAUUUAGCCUGGUCAAAUAGCAGUUGAUAUUUGAUGCAGACUGCUAUUGAUGAGACUGUUAAGGUGGUGAUCAAGGAACUAUCUACAAUUGUAGUUCCCAGGGCUUUUUCUCACACUUCCCAUUAUCUUGGGGGAAAAGCUCUGAGAACGAGUUGGAUCAAGGAAUGGUACUUAGUCAAAUGCAAUGGCCCAACGCAAACUAACCAAGUCAAAUGAUGACCAGAUGACUGCGUUUGGUAUCGCAAAUAAAGUGCCUUUGAAUCUCAGUCAUUAUAACCAGGAGCCAAUUAUCCGGAGCCUCCAUCUCCCAUGUAUGCCCUUAGAGUUAAACCUUUCCGUUUUAAUCUAUUUCUGUUAUUAAAAACUGAAUCAUUGGAUGAUGCAAUUAUAGGGCUCCGAUUGGCUUAGCAAUUAUACCAUGCUCUCCAAAUAUGGUAACUGUACGCGUCUGCUUAAAAUUAAAAACAAGCUGAAAAGCGGUUGUUUUUACAAAAAAUAAUAAAGUCGGAAAGAGUUCUCGAUAUUUUGUGGGCGUUUUUAAUAAAACAAACACCGUCGCGCUUGUUGGAUUGGGAUGAUUAUAGCCAACUCGGCGCGUGCGCCUCGUUGGCUAUCUAACAUCUCAUAUCCAACGCACAUUCGUGGAAUAAUUGUUAAUUAUAACUGAUCAUGGGAUAAUAAACAUUGUACUCGCUUAAGAACUGUCUAACAAUUUUUUCUUUCGCCAACAGAGGUUCUCCCUUUGAAGGGCCUGGAUGACGUCAAAACACGAAUAAUGGAUGUAACUCUAAGUAAGCUUGCUCUUCUGGCUCAUUAUCUCGGGUAUGGCUGGGCUGGUGGCUGCAGAGGACGAGUGGUGGGUGAAGACUUCAUACGAGAUGGGGACAGGUGGAAAGCUGUUUACCGAAGCGGUUGUAGUGGAUACAAGUCAUCGCAAAGACUGAAGAUCGCCUACGAAAACUUUUCCUUCAGAGUCAAGAAAAUGGACUACAUGAAACCUGAAAUUAAGUCAAUUAAGCCCAUCGUGCAGGAUGCCGGAGAGAUAAAGAAUCAAGAUUCCUUGCCAACUACAACGAACGUAAGGCGUCAAAUUAAGAGCGUGCGCACUGUUACACACUCAUCGACGGAAAGGUUUAAGACGACCGUUGGUGCUUCUCUAACGCUUAGUUAUAAGUCCCCAGGGCUGGUUGGAGAUGUCGCUACGGGAACCUUCAAAGGAUCUUUCACCGUGUCUGGUGGAAAAGAAAGUGCGCAGUUAAACACAGACACAAAUGGCGAGAUUAAGUGGGAUAUUGUCACCGUGUCUGAAACACAGACGACUAGUGGCAACGCAGGAACAUCUUACCAGAUUACCACUUCAAAGAAGCAGAUCGACGUACCAUACAAAGCUACAAUACAAGUUCAGUUCACAGCCAGGCUUGAAGGAUUUCUCAGAUGGGGUGGUGGUCCCAAUGGAAAGAAUACAAAUUAUCAUCAAAGGUGGCGAGGCUCCGGCGAUAGACCCACCGUUAACUACAACAUUGGUACAACGGACAAACCAUUCUACAAAUUUCUGAAACAGGCAAGUGAUCGAGGAGACAGUCCUUGGCUUUGGCAUCUGUUAAAACAGAAAAUACCAUACUCGCAAAACGUGCUGAACAGUCUGACCGAUGAAAGCUUGUACGAGUUUGAACUUCAUGGCAAGUUCCGCGAUGUGGCCGGAUUAGAUUUCAAUGUUCAGUGGGAUGACGUGGCUUUAACAAAUUAUACUCUGUCUUUUUGA
Porites evermanni is the source of this 4852-nucleotide messenger RNA. Lineage: Eukaryota; Metazoa; Cnidaria; Anthozoa; Scleractinia; Poritidae. The record is from the annotation of a GenBank genome assembly.